AUGGUUACUGACAAUGGCACGCCUUUUGUUAACAAGCAAGUAAGUUCAACACUUAGUGGUUACGGAAUCAAGCAUCGUCACUCAACACCUUAUUACCCGCAGGGAAAUGGUCAAGCAGAAGCUACUAAUAAGACAAUACUGAGGAUUUUAAGCAAAAUGGUGUAUGAGUAUGAGGGCGGCUGGAGCAUUCACCUGCCGGAUGCUUUGUGGGCUUACCGCACCUCACCUAGAAGUACUAUAGGUUUUUCACCUUAUUCACUGGUAUAUGGGUCCGACGCUAUUUCACCUGUGGAAAUCACCACUCCCACGGCCAGAGUGUUAGUUGUUAACGAUCUUGAAUGGGAUGCAAAGUCAUGCUCGUAUUGA
Prunus armeniaca (apricot) is the source of this 366-nucleotide messenger RNA. NCBI's taxonomy places the organism in Eukaryota, Viridiplantae, Streptophyta, Magnoliopsida, Rosales, Rosaceae. The record is from the annotation of a GenBank genome assembly.